This is a messenger RNA of Cuscuta campestris, 1276 nucleotides long. Lineage: Eukaryota; Viridiplantae; Streptophyta; Magnoliopsida; Solanales; Convolvulaceae. The record is from the annotation of a GenBank genome assembly.
CUCCGCAGUCCGCCGGUAGUCAUUAAUCCAUUAUUUUUCUUUGUAUGAAGUUUUGUGAUCACACUUUAAAAACGAGUCACUCCCUCACUCCCUUUCCCCUACUACACUACCCUCAACACUCUCUUCUCUUUCAAGAUUCAACCCACUCCUUGCAGACCCUUAUUAUCUCCGGCGUCUCACCGGAGAGGCAUUUCAAAAAAAAAACUGCUUUUUUGGUCAAAGUCCUUAAACCCGAUCGCCACUUUUGCUUGAGAGUUUCAGUGUGAACACAAAUAUUGAGAGAGAGAGAGAGAGGAAAGAUUUAAAAAAAAGAUUGGAACUUCCUUUUGGACUGUUGCGUACCGCGUGAGCCCACAAACUCCCAAGCUAGAAGGCGUAUUGUGGCCUAUUUUGUGCAGAGAAGCUUCGAAAUUUCGGAGUGAUCUUUUCUGGUUCGAUUCUUGCAUGAUUUUGAAUUGGUGGCCAAGCUGGGAUUAGAGUGCCAUUAUGAUGGGGUGGAUGAGAUGACCAUGUUAGAUACAAUCUGUUAAAAUCUUCAGAUCCUUUAUUGGAAAGAAUUGUAUUUUUGAAUACUUUUACCUGAAUCCACUAGUUUCUCUAUGUAGAUUGUCUUAUGUUUACUUUUGCAUUCUUUGGUUCAGUGAGGGGAAGCUUUAAAACAGAAAUGAUGGAACACAAAAGAGGUCCCAUCUCACUUGAACAUAGUAGCAUGGCAUCUAUAGCUCCUAAACGUCACAAGGCAGAAAUGUCACUUUCUUCCAAGGAAAAGAAAGAGAAAUUUGGCGAGCGUAUCGCAGCUCUGCAGCAGCUUGUGUCACCAUUUGGAAAGACAGACACAGCCUCUGUUCUUUUUGAAGCAAUGGGGUACAUAAAUUUCCUCCAUGAACAGGUUAAGGUGUUGAGUGCUCCUUAUCUCCAUUCUACGACAGCAUCUAAUAUACAGGAAUCUCACCCGUACAGUUUGAGAGGUAAGGGCUUAUGUCUUGUGCCUCUGUCCUACACCAACGGAGUUGCCAGUAGCAAUGGUGCAGAUAUAUGGGCCCCCGUUAAGUCGGUUCCAAAAUGUUGAGCUACACCGCACUCUUCUUGCUAAGCAUGUGAACCAAAGUAGCUAUAAAUAAAACUGCAGUACAUUAACCCCGAGGCUGGCAGUGUUUUUGGGAAGCAUUUAGUAGUUAGAGCCUAUUACUUAUUGUCCAGUUUUAACGCAAAUGUAAAUGCUCGAUGAACAUGGAGAUGAAUGAUUGAUAUUGUCAGUACGCGCUUGCCCUUAAUA